Molecule: messenger RNA, 1710 nt
Organism: Hirsutella rhossiliensis
Lineage: Eukaryota; Fungi; Ascomycota; Sordariomycetes; Hypocreales; Ophiocordycipitaceae
Product: asparaginase domain-containing protein
Exons: 4
Coding region: 1-1710 (569 amino acids)
Biological process (GO): protein maturation
Molecular function (GO): threonine-type endopeptidase activity
Source: RefSeq, a predicted model, not a curated record
AUGGCCCAGAACCAGUACGGCACCGACGGCGCUCUCGAUCGAGUGCUUCGCCUCGGCCAGAAGCAAAAGUCGACCCCCGCCAUCUUCAUCCACGCCGGUGCCGGCUUUCACAGCCACCAGAACGAGCGUGUCCAUCUCAAGGCCUGUGUCUCGGCGGCUGAAAUGGGCAUGCGAUUUCUCAAGGCCGGCGCCACCGCUACCGAGGCCGUCGAAGCCGCUCUCCGGAUCCUCGAGGACAAGGAAAUCACAAACGCCGGCUUUGGUUCCAACCUGUCCAUUGACGGCACAGUCGAGUGCGAUGCCACCAUUGUCGACCACCUCGGCCGCAGCGGCGCGUGUGGAGCCGUUCCCAAUAUCCGAAAUCCCAUCUCUCUUGCAAAGCUCAUCCUCGACACCAGCAACAUGCCACUGAGCCUUCGCCGCGUACCCCCAAAUGCCCUCGUCGGAGACGGCGCCAGAGCUUUUGCCGAGGAACACGGCAUGCCGACCUUUGCAAACGAGUAUCUUGUCUCCAAGAACUCUCACGAUCGUUUCUUCCGCUGGCAAGAGGACCUGAUGCGCGCCGAGGGUCGGAUCAAGGACACCAAGCUCAGCCCUGUUCCGGUCCCGAAAGCAAUGGCCUGUGUUCCCUGUCAAUAUGACACGGCAGCGGCCUUGGAUCCCCACAGGCGUUUUCCUCGUGAACAUACAGCCGCGAUACUGGCCGGCACGUGGAACGAAGGCCAGAUCGAUUCUCCGUAUGCCGGCACGCCCCUUCCCGAAUCCUCAAACUUGCCCGAGUCCGCAGUCUUCUCAGGCCAUUCCCGUCCCCUAGGUUUGUCGUUGCCGCCGGCGUCGCGUUCUUCCUUGCAGAUGCCAAUGUCGCAGACGCCCCUGACUCCUUGCAAGUUUCCUGACACCAAGAAGGACGGAGUCUUGUCCGCCAAGCCCAAGGGCAACGAGAAAUGCGCCGAUGCCUUGUCGGCUCCAAGAAACAAAGUCGAAGAGGAGGGCUUGGAUGACGAUGAGGAUUUUGAGCCACGUCACGAUGGCUCAGCUACCCCUCAAAGCUACCCUGGCACCAGAGGCACCGCGUACUUUGACAACAACCUUGAACUCGAUGCUUCUCGAGAUCUUAAGCGAUCGGACAGCGCAGCGACAUCAAAGGACCUCGUCACGGACACUAUCGGUGCCAUAGCAAUCGACGAGCGGGGCCAGAUUGCUGCAGGGUCUUCAUCGGGCGGCAUCGGGAUGAAACACCGUGGACGGCUCGGCCCAGCCGCCCUCGUGGGCAUUGGCACCGCCGUCGUACCGUGCGCCGAGAAAGACGAAGAGGGAGUGACUGUUGCUGCCGUCACGAGCGGCACGGGAGAGCACAUGGCGACCACGAUGGCUUCCCAGAGGUGUGCCGAAAGGUUAUACCAAGGAACUCGUCGCGGUCCGCGCGGUUUCGACGUUGAGGAAUACGACGAGGAUGCCAUUAUGGAAUCGUUCGUCGCCGACGACUUCAUGAACCACCCAGGAGUUCGGCAUUGUCAUUCGGCCGGAGCGAUUGGCGUCAUGGCGGUCAAGAAGUGCCGUGCUGGGUACUACUUUUACUUUGCGCACAACACGGACUCGUUCGCUCUCGCGUCCAUGGGGGGCCUCGAUAAGGAGCCUCACUGCACCAUGUCUCGGCUUUCCGAGGGUUCUAAGAUUGCCAGAGGUGGACGCAAGAUCCAACUGGCCUGA